Perca fluviatilis (European perch) is the source of this 4670-nucleotide messenger RNA. RefSeq names its product collagen alpha-6(VI) chain-like. The coding region runs from base 232 to 4335 and encodes 1367 amino acids. NCBI's taxonomy places the organism in Eukaryota, Metazoa, Chordata, Actinopteri, Perciformes, Percidae. The record is from RefSeq and is a predicted model, not a curated record. The transcript is spliced from 9 exons.
UGUCCCAUUCUUGUCCCGCGUGUCACUUUAAUGUACAUUUUGUAACCACACCCACGGUCUGUUCCUAGGAGUCUCAGCGGCUCGGUCCUAACCCCCCCCCCUCCUCCUCCUCUUCUUCAUCCUCUAGAAAAGGAGCCUGCAGCUACAUGACUGUGGGACUCCUGUGUUUGGGUGCAGGGGAAGCGCAUACCACAGCAGAUCUGAAGGGAGAAACUCACGAGCCAUCCCAGCAUGAUGGGAAGAACCAGUUUGGUCUUCAGCCUCAUCGUAGCAGCAUUGCUCUCUGGCAUCGCUGCUCAGAGAACAGAUUGUGAAAAAGCCACCGUGGCCGACAUCAUCUUCCUAGUUGAUGGCUCCUCCAGCAUCAGCCCUGGAAACUUUCAGGAGGUCCGGUCUUUUCUCCGCAACUUCAUCGAAGCCCUCGACAUUGGCCCCAACAAAGUUCGCAUCGGCUUGGCUCAGUACAGUGAUGAACCUCGACAGGAGUUCCUGCUGAAGGAUCACUCUGACAAGAAGUCUCUGCUGGCUGCCGUGGAAAGAAUUCAACUCGUAGGAGGAGGCACUGAAACAGGAAAAGCCAUCGACUUCCUCCAGAAGCAGUACUUCACCAAAGAGGCAGGAAGCCGAGUUGACCAACGGGUGCCUCAGAUCGCUAUAGUUAUCACGGAUGGGGAGUCCACUGAUGAGGUGAAGGAACCCGCCCAGAAGCUUAGGCAGGACGGAGUCAUUGUCUUUGGCAUCGGGGUGGGAGAAGCCAACCGGAAGCAGCUUGAGUCCAUCGCCAACUGGCCUCCAGAUCGCUUCCUUCACUCAUUAGAUAGCUAUCAGGCUCUGCAGGAGCAGAUGCAAAUGCUGCUGGAAACUGUUUGUCUCUCUGUGGUAGCUCAAAAGGAAGGUAAGGCAAAGGAUUACGCAGAUAUUUUCUUCCUGGUGGACAGCGGCAUAGAUCAAGGACAGUUUGUGUCUUUUAAGAACGACCUUGUGGAAUUGAUCAAUCAAAUUAAUGCCGGAUCAUCCACCUACCGUGUCGGUGUGGCACAGUACGGUCAAGAUACCCAGGAUGAAUUCCUUCUCAAUGCUCAUCAAACUAGACAGCAACUCCUGUCUGCUGUCAGAGGUUUCCGCCUGCGCCCACAACCCAACCAACCACAUUACCUGGGUAGGGCUCUGCUGGACGCCAACACUCGCUUUUUUACCAGUGAGGCGGGGGGUCGUGCACACCUAGGCGCCCGACAAUUCCUGGUCGUUGUGAGUGGAAGAGACUCAGAUGAUCUUGUGUCUAAGGAAGCUCAAAAGAUCAAAUCAGCAGGGGUUACUGUUGUUGGGAUUAGUGCAGGUGCAACUGUGGAUGCCUUACUACGUUUUGUCAGUUCUGGGUACGCAUUUGAUUCUCCCAGAGUACUUAUUUUGAAGGAUUCCAUCGUGACUGAGAAAAAGGACGACAUUACUGAAGAUUGCAAAGGAGCCAAUAUUGCAGACAUUGUGUUCAUCGUUGAUGAGUCGGGAAGCAUUGGAGAAGAAAACUUUAAGCUGGUGCGCACUUUCCUGCACUCGAUUGUGAGCAGCCUGGAUGUAAGACCGAAUAAAGUCAGAGUGGGCAUCGUUACGUACAACGAGGAGUCCUCACCACAGGUCUACCUCGACACGUUCAAUAACAGGAAGGAAAUCCUCCAGUUCAUCAACAUCCUGCCCUACAGAGGAGGUGGAACGAACACUGGAGCUGCCCUAACCUUCACUCUGAACAAUACCUUUAUUGAGGAAAAGGGCAGCAGGAAAAGUAAGGGUGUCCAGCAGGUGGCGGUGGUGAUCACCGACGGUAAAUCCCAGGACAGCGUGCAUGAAGCAGCAAUCCGUCUCCGUCGGGCUGAUGUCACCGUAUACUCUGUAGGAAUCAAAGAUGCCAACAUGAAAGAGCUGAGGGACAUGGCGUCUCACCCCAUUGAUAGGCAUGUUUUUAAUGUGAACAGUUUCACCGAGCUGAAGUCCCUGAAGCACAGCCUGCAGAAAGUCAUUUGUGAAAACAUCAUUGACCAAGCCGUCAAAGUCAGUGCAAGGGAAUCCGAGGCCAAAAAAGCAUGUGUAAAAAAGGAUGAAGCUGACAUCUUCUUCCUGAUGGACGACUCGGGAAGCAUUGGGAACCGAGACUUCGAAGAUAUGCAGAACUUCAUCUUGAGGUUUCUUGGUACCUUCAAUAUUGGGCCAGAUCAUGUCCGCGUCGGGCUUGUGAAAUAUGCUGAUAAUCCAACUUUGCAAUUUGACCUGACAGCCUCCUCAAAUGUUGAUAACCUGAAGAAAUCUGUGAAGAAUAUUGCACAUGAAGGAGGUGGGACAGAGACAGGAAAAGCCCUAAAAUCCAUGGGCCCACACUUUAGGAGAGCGAUGCAAACUCGUGGUCACAAGGUCCCAGAGUACCUGAUUGUCAUCACAGAUGGGGAAUCCACUGAUGACGUCACGGCUCCAGCAGAAGAACUGAGGGGGCAGGGUGUCACCAUCUUUGCCAUCGGGGUGAAAGAGUCAAACGAAGCUGAGCUAAAAGAUAUUGCAGGCGACCCCAAGAGGACUAUCCAGGUCAAUAAUUUUGAUGCCUUGAAAUCCAUCAACAACGACAUCAUCACAGACAUCUGUACUGAAGACGUUUGCAGAGAUGUACAGGGCGACAUAUUUUUCUUAGCUGACGGUUCUGAGAGCAUCUCUAAGGAUGACUUCAAGAAAAUGAAAGAAUUCAUGAAAGCCGUCAUCAGCAAACCCGCCAUCGAGCAGAAUAAGGUGCACGUCGGUCUCAUGCAGUUCAGCUCUGACAACCAGCUGGAGUUUCCCCUCAGCCGCUACUACAGCACAGAGGAAAUUCUGAAAGCCAUCGAUGAUAUGGAGCAGCUGGACCAAGGCACACUCACAGGAAAGGCCCUUACUGAGGUGUCGCAGUAUUUCGAUAAAACCAAUGGAGGGCGUCCUGAUGUCAGUCAGAGGCUGAUCGUGAUCACAGACGGUGAGGCCAAAGACGAGGUCAUAGGCCCCGCUGAGGCUCUGAGGAAAAAGGGAGUGGAAGUCUACGCCAUUGGAGUGGUGGACGCCAACACCACCCAGCUGGGUGAGAUCAGUGGCUCAACAGACAGGGUGUAUUCUGAGAAAAACUUUGAUGCACUGAAGGACUUGGAGAGCAAGGUGGCUUUGGAGCUCUGUCGGAAAGAUUGUACAAUAAAUAAUGCUGACAUUAUUUUCCUGGUGGACAGCUCCACAAGCAUAAAUGAAACCCAGUAUGGAAGCAUGCAGAUCUUUAUGGAGUCAAUAGUGAAACAAACCACAGUUGGAAAGGACAUGACUCGUUUUGGGCUCAUUUCCUACGCCACUGAACCCCAGUCUCAUUUUUCUUUGCAUGACUAUGACUCCAAACGAAAAGUUCUUGCAGCAAUACCAAAGCAGAAGCCAACAGAAGGAGACACUUACACAGGCGAGGCCUUGCAAUUCUCGUUGGAGUACUUUAGGGCUACACAUGGUGGCCGUAAAGCAUACAAUGUUCCUCAGAUUCUCAUGGUGAUCACAGACGGGGCUGCCACCAACCCUUACAUCUUAAAGGAGCACUCUGAUGCACUACGAGACAACGGGAUCAUCGUCAUCAGUGUCGGAGUGAAAGAAGCUAAACUUGAUCAGCUGAUGACUAUGGCUGGUGGCGACAAAUCCAAAGUUUUCUUUGUGGAAAAUUUUGAGGCUCUAGAAACUCUGUACGGAAGUAUGUCUUCUGUCCUUUGCAAAUCUACAAAGUCAGCUUGCAAGACUGGCGAUAUUGUCUUCCUACUUGAUCGGUCUAGCAGCAUCGACCAAGACAAACACAAUAUCAUGAAAAACUUCACGACAACAUUAGUCGACAAUUUUGAAGUCGGUGAAAAGUUGGUGCAUAUUGGACUUUGCCAGUUCAGUGACGAGCCUAAGGAUGAGUUUUACCUCAACAAGUACUACAAUAAGGAGGAUUUGAACACACAAAUCCUUGAAGUGGAUUACACAGGUGGAAACACCUACUUAGGGAGAGCAUUGGAUCACGUUAAGGAGUACUUUGAGGAGUCGCGGGGCAGCCGUGACCAGGUCCCCAAAAAUCUGGUGUUGAUCACAGAUGGUGAUUCUCAUGAUGACGUGGAGGACGCAGCUGACAUUCUCAGGGAUCGGAACAUUACCGUAUUUACCAUCGGUGUUGGAGACGUCCACGACCUGCAGCUCCUGCAGAUUGCUGGCACCCCAGAGAGGAUGUUCACUGUGCGGAACUAUGAUGUUUUGCACUCUAUCAAGCAAGGUGUGAUUGACGUCAUGUGUGAUGACCCAAACCCUUAUAGGGAUCCAUUAUAAGUGCUCUAUUAUUUUAAAAGGAAAUCAUAGUUUCUCCUGCCUCCAUAGCACUGAAGCUGCACUUCCUCCUCCCUAUAGUGUAGCCAAUGUACUUGGCAGAACCUGGCAAAGGGCCAAUACCCUGAAGCAUCUCAGACUCAGCAGUAAAAGAAGCAGAAUCAGCAAGUGUACAAAAUUGCUGAGUCAACAAGAAUAUAGUCCCUCCCUCUGCAUGCUCACCCAUAAAAACCCUGAGGUUUCUUUGUCUUCGCUGACACACUUUCUCAAACUGCUUGUCACUCUGUUAAACUGUCUCCUUCUACUUGCAAGAAUAAUAAAGAAAAUAACAUGGAUAA